Penicillium canariense is the source of this 4932-nucleotide messenger RNA. RefSeq names its product Pfs NACHT and Ankyrin domain protein. Gene Ontology annotation, biological process: nucleoside metabolic process. The record is from RefSeq and is a predicted model, not a curated record. Lineage: Eukaryota; Fungi; Ascomycota; Eurotiomycetes; Eurotiales; Aspergillaceae. The coding region runs from base 1 to 4932 and encodes 1643 amino acids. Gene Ontology annotation, molecular function: protein binding; catalytic activity. The transcript has 3 exons.
AUGCCGGACAGACAUCACAAGGCUGGGCACCUGGGUCAAGAAGCAUGUGUCGCAGAGAUCUUAUCCUUCGAUGACAGAAAGAGAAGUCGAGGCGAUGCCGAUACCGACGAUGAUAGCCCGAUGCCCAGUACAUCGAAGAGACGGAGGCCGGACGACGACUUCGAAAGUGACGAUAAAAGAGACCAAAAAGGCUGCACCCCAGGCACGUUCUCACAUGACGACUACACAGUUGGCUGGAUCUGCGCGCUUCCUAUAGAGAUGGCCGCGGCAAGCGCUAUGUUGGACACUGUUCACGAGGCGCUUCCAAAUAGUCAAAAUGAUACCAACACGUAUAUCUUGGGGAAUAUUGCCAUGCACAACAUUAUCAUUGCAUGUCUGCCAUCGGGCCACUAUGGCACAAACAACGCGGCGACCGUGGCGAGCAACAUGAGCCGGAGCUUCCCUUCUAUACACGUACGCCUGAUAGUCGGUAUUGGUGGGGGGAUCCCUGGAAAAGCCGACAUCCGACUCGGCGAUGUUGUGGUCAGCGAUAAAGGAGUGGUGCAAUUCGACUUAGGAAAGACAGUUGGGGAGGCCGUCGCCAAACUACGAGCGGAUCAUGUAUCAAAACCCAGCCAAAUGCCGUCUAUCCUUUCCAAGAUGCUUGAACAAUACCCUCAGAUGACUAAAUACACCCACCGCGGUUCACUGCAAGAUCGUUUAUUUGAUGGUACAUAUGACCACAUCCAGUCGAUGGACAGCUGCGAGCAUUGCGACACAUCCAGAUUGGUGAACAGGCCCGCCAGACAUAACACUGAUCCGGAGAUUCAUUACGGAGCCAUCGCCUCUGGAAACCAGGUCAUGAGGAAUGGGAAAAUCAGGGACCAGCUGGCACAAGAACUCGAUGUCCUGUGCUUCGAGAUGGAAGCAGCAGGAGUAAUGGACAGCUUCUCAUGUCUGGCCAUCCGUGGAAUUUGCGACUAUUCGGACUCUCACAAAAACAAGCAAUGGCAGGAGUAUGCAGCAGCAACGGCUGCGGCAUAUGCCAAAGAGCUUCUCUCCGUCACACCAGCCAGCGGGGUCAAGAAGAUGGCAAAGUUACUUUCAGCUGACACUGAUCGCCAAAAGCAUCUCUUGAAGUCUCUGAGGUUUGAGCAAAUUGAUGCUCGCCGCUCAGGCAUUAAGCCUAACCAUGUGGAGACAUGCCAGUGGCUGCUGACACAUUCCGAUUAUUUGGACUGGCUUGAUCCAAAAAAAGCCGUCGAACACCACGGCUUUCUAUGGAUAAAAGGAAAGCCCGGUGCUGGGAAGUCGACGAUCAUGAAUUUUGCCUAUACACAGGCGACCAAAGACAAGGCGGGCACAGUCAUCUCGUUCUUCUUCAACGCACGAGGCGACGUUUUGGAGCGGUCGACUACUGGGAUGUAUCGUUCUCUACUCUUUCAGCUCCUGACUGCGCUACCAAGGCUCAUCGAGGUGUUCAACGGGCCGGAACACAAGGAUAAACUCGACGACUUGCACGAGAGUAUUGUGAAUCAGAGCAGGCAUCCUGAGUGGCAAGUAGGGGUACUCCAGGGCUUGCUGCGGAGUGCAAUAGCGAGGAUCGAUCAACAACCUUUGACGAUCUUUGUUGACGCUCUUGAUGAGUGCGACGUAGAUCAAGUGGAGGAGAUGGUGGAGUACUUUGAGGGUUCCGGACAGUGCGCUGUCUCGAGCGGAACACGACUUAAUAUAUGUUUCUCUAGUCGCCACUAUCCACAUAUCGACGUCCAGUACGGCCGAAAAUUGACCCUAGAACUUCAAGAGGGACACGAAACGGACAUCGCCACUUACAUCCAAAGCAAGCUCAGAGUUGGGAAAAGUAGAACUGCCGAGGAAAUUAAAACCAAGAUGCGGGACAAAGCGGGCGGCAUCUUCAUGUGGGUUGUUCUAGUUGCCGAAAUUCUCAACACAGAAUAUAGAGGCGGCCGGAUCUUCGACGUGAGGAAGCGGCUUGAUGCGAUACCAACCAAGUUGAGCGACCUCUUCAGGGAAAUACUGUGGAGGGAUCAGAAGAACCUGCAAGAUUUGCAGCUUUGCAUCCAAUGGAUUCUUUUUGCGAAACAUCCGUUGAAGCUGGAAGAGUACUACUUCGCAGCCGUAUCUGGAUUGAGUCCGGAUGAGUUGCGCGAAUGGGACCCGGAGGACGUCACCAGAGACGACAUGGGCAGAUUCGUUUUAAGUUCGUCGAAGGGACUUGCAGAAACAACCAAGUCUAAGAGUCCGACAGUUCAGUUCAUCCACGAGUCGGUGCGAGAAUUCUUUCUGAAAGAUGGCAUACGGGAGUUGUGGCCCGACCUCACAGCAGACUUCCAAAGUUUGAGCCAUGGUCAACUACAGCAAUGUUGUCAUGCCUAUCUCAAGCUCGACAUCUCGGCCUAUGUUCCCUUCGGAACGCCACUCCCAAAGGCAACCUCUGACCCGGCAAAAGAUCUGCGAAGCUCGGUGUCAGACAAGUUUCCAUUCCUUAAAUACGCAAGUCGCCAUGUCCUCUAUCAUGCCGAUGCUGCUGCGAAUGCAUUUCCGCAGGACGAGUUCCUGGAAGACUUCGACCUCGAAGCUUGGAUUAAUCUCGAUAAUCUCUUUCAGAUAUAUAAUAGCCGUCGUCACACGCCGACUGCAAGUCUUCUGUACAUUCUUGCGGAGAACAACCUAGCAAAGCUCAUUAGGACAGCACUCCAUCGCGACUCGAGGAUCAAUAUUCAAGGAGAACGGCAUCGAUAUCCUCUUUUCGCUGCCUUGGCUAAUGGACACCGAGAUGCCGUUAAAGCACUGUUACAACAGGAGGCAAACUGUCCACAAAACGACAUCUCUGCGCAGCUGGGAUAUGGGGGGGAUUUUAGGGCUCGCAAGGGUCAGACGCCGCUGUCGUGGGCCGCCGAGAACGGGCACGAAGCCGUCGUCAAGCAGCUACUUGCUAGAGACGACGUCGACAUCAACGCGAAGGAUAACAAGUAUAACCGGACGCCGCUAUCGCGGGCCGCCGAGAACGGGCACGAAGCUGUCGUCAAGCAGUUGCUCGCUAGAGACGGGGUCAACAUCGACACGAAGGAUAACAAGUAUAACCGGACGCCGCUGUCGUGGGCCGCCGCGAACGGGCGCGAGGCCGUGGUCAAACUACUACUCAACACGGGCAAGGCCAAUGUCGAUGCAAAGGAUAAGAACGACGAGACGCCGCUGCUAUGGGCCGCCAAGAAAGGGCACGAGGCCGUUAUCAAGCAGUUGCUGGCUAGAGACGGGGUCGAUAUCGACGCGAAGGAUAACUGGUAUAACCGGACGCCGCUGUCGUGGGUCGCCGAGAACGGGCACGAGGCCAUUGUCAAGCAGUUGCUCGCUAGAGAUGCCGAUAUCGACGUGGAGGAUAACGACGGCCGGACACCACUAUCGUGGGCCGCCAAGAACGGGCACGUGGCCGUUGUCAAGCAGUUUCUCGCUAGAGACGGGGUCGACAUCAACGCGAAGGAUCACUGGUAUAACCGGACGCCGCUGUCGUGGGCCGCCGAGAACGGGCACGAGGCCAUUGUCAAGCAGUUGCUCGCUAGAGAUGCCGAUAUCGACGUGGAGGAUAACGACGGCCGGACACCACUAUCGUGGGCCGCCAAGAACGGGCACGAGGCCGUUGCCAAGCUACUACUCGACACGGGCAAGGCCGAUGUCGACGCGAAGGAUAACGAUGGCCGGACGCCGCUACUAUGGGCCGCUAGGAGCAAUCAAUAUCUUGCCGAGAAAAGCCUAGGUCCAAACCCAAAUAUCCUUCAGUCUGGAGAAGCUAGGAGGAGUCAUGAUCUUCGGGAUUACCAGAUGCAGCUUAUGCUUCUAGCGCAGCAAAAUGAAAGGAGGCUAAUAGCCAGGCGGGAAGAGUACGAGGCCAUGGUCAAGCUCGCGAGCGGGCGCGAGGCUACGGGCAAGUUACUGCUCGACACAGGCAAGGCCGAUAUCAACGCGAAGGAUAACGACGGCCAGACGCCGCUACUCUAUGCCGCCGCGAGCGGGCACGAGGCUAUGGUCAAACUGUUGCUCGCUAGAGAUGGGGCCGACGUCAACGCGAAAGACAGCUCCGGACGGACACCGCUAAUAUGGGCCGCCGCGAACGGGCGCGAGGCCGUGGCCAAGCUACUGCUCGACACGGGCAAGGCCGAUAUCGAUGCGAAAGAUAACGACGACCAAACCCCGCUGAUAUGGGCCGCCGCGAUUGGGCGCGAGGCCGUGGCCAAGCUAUUACUCGACACAGGCAAGGCCGAUGUUAACGCGAAGGAUAACGACGAUCAAACGCCGCUGCUAUGGGCCGCCGCGAAUGGGCGCGAGGCCGUGGCCAAGCUAUUACUCGACACAGGCAAGGCCGAUGUUAACGCGACGGAUAACAACGGCCGGACGCCGCUGAUAUGGGCCGCCACAAACGACCAAACGCUACGGCUGUGGGCUGUUAAAAACGGGCAAGAGGCCGUGGCUGAGCUACUGCUUGAUACGGGCAAGGCCGAUGUCGACGCGAAGGAUAACAACGGCCGGACGCCGCUGAUAUGGGCGGCCGCUAACGGGCGCGAGGCCAUGGCCAAGCUACUGCUCGAGACGGGGAAGGCCGAUGUUAACGCGAAGGAUACCAACGGCCGGACGCCGCUGAUAUGGGCGGCCGCUAACGGGCGCGAGGCCGUGGCCAAGCUACUGCUCGAGAUGGGGGAGGCCGAUGUUAACGCGAAGGAUAACAACGGCCGGACGCCGCUGAUAUGGACCGCCGCAAACAACCAAACGCUACCGCUGUGGGCUGUUAAGAACGGGCACGAGUCCGUUGCUAAGCUACUGCUUGAUACGGGCAAGGCCGAUGUCGACGCGAAGGAUAACAACGGCCGGACGCCGCUGAUAUGGGCCGCCGCGAACGGGCGCGAGGCCAUCGUCAGGCUACUUCAAUCGACGAAAUAG